AGCCUCACCUCCAUUGGCCACCGCGCCUUCGAGUGCUGCUGCACCCUCGCCAACGUCGCCCUCCCCGCCGGCCUCGUCUCGAUCCGCAGUUACGCCUUCCACUGCUGCUCCUCCCUCUCCUCCGUCACCUUCCCUGCCGGCCUCACCUCCAUCGGUAUCGGCGCCUUCUGGGGCUGCUCCUCCCUCGGCUUCGUCACCCUCCCCGCCAGCCUCACCUCCAUCGGCAGCGGCGCCUUCGACCGCUGCUCCGCCCUGUCCCGCGUCACUUUCCCCGCUGGCCUCACCUCCAUCGGCAUGAACGCCUUCGCCGGCUGCCCCUCCCUGACCCGCGUCACCGUGCCAGACACUGCCACCAUCUCCACCGCCUUCCCUCCCGCCACCACUGUCCUCCGCCUCCCUCCCAAGAGGAUGCGCGACCUGCAGCGCUGGUACGAGGCGGUGGACGGGGCUCUGGCCUACAAGCGCUGCCGCCCCCUCCUCUACGGCUGGCUAGAGCGGGCCCAGACCGGGCUCGGCUCUUACGGCCCGGACGGCGCGGCGCGCCAGCGCGACCUCGAGGAGUUCGAGGGCGAUUUUGGGCUGCUUGUAGAGUGA
Messenger RNA from Emiliania huxleyi CCMP1516, 594 nucleotides. RefSeq lists its product as hypothetical. The annotation marks the transcript as partial. The record is from RefSeq and is a predicted model, not a curated record. The transcript has a single exon. NCBI's taxonomy places the organism in Eukaryota, Haptophyta, Isochrysidales, Noelaerhabdaceae.